UGGCGUAGCGUGCUUUCCCUCCCCUUUCAGUCACUCGGCGACAGCCCGGUUGCUUCCUGCGCCUCGGGCGCUGCCGACUCUCCGGCGCUGUGGAGGAGGAGGAGGAGGCCCUGGCCGGCAGGUCGCCUUGUCCCCCUCCGGGCUCGCCGGAGCAACGCCAGCAGCUCAGUCCGCCCUCCUCACCCCCCUGCCUGCCCGCCGCCGCUUGCCUUGCAAGCUCCGGGCGAGCCGGCGAAGCCGCGCCUGCCUCCGCCUCCGCCGCAGGAUGUCGAACUCGAGCAGGAAGGACUUUGACGUGAAGCACAUCUUGCGCCUCCGCUGGAAACUGUUCAGUCACCCGGCGGCGCCCGCGGGCGGCUGCUUGCAACCGGACGGCAGCUUCGAGCACUGGGGCCCGAGCCAGAGCCGGCUGCUGAAGAGCCAGGAGCGAGGCGGCGGCGGAGGCGGCGGAGGCGCCUUCUGGAAGAAAGCCUCGUCCUCCUCGCCCUCCUCCUCCGCCGCCGCCGCCUCGCCCUCGCCGUCCUCGGCCGCCGCCUGCCCCGUCUCUUCCCUGCCCCUCAACGGGACGUCGCUCCCGGCCACCCGGCUCCAUGGGCUGGCCGAGCCGCAAGGCCCCCCGCCGGCCCCUCGCACCAUCUUCUACGUCGAGGCGCUGGACGAAGGACCCGGCGGUGGAGGAGGACGAGGAGGAGGAGGAAGCAGCGGGGGGGACUUCGCUGAGUUCCCCCGCCCGGAGGAGAAGGCGCUGGUGCUGCGCGAAGUCAAGGGGGAGCCGCUGCCCUUCGCGGAUGGAGGCGGACGGGCAACAGGUGAAGGCGCCGCGCACAGGCUGUCAGCAGCCAAUCAUCCAUUGACUCCUCAGUGCGAUAUGGAUCUUAGUACUUCUGAAGAAUUCUACCAAGCUGUUCACCAUGCUGAGCAGACCUUCAGAAAGAUGGAAAGCUACCUGAAGCAACAGCAGCUUUGUGAUGUUAUUUUAAUUGCUGGGAACCGUAAGAUACCUGCACACAGGCUUGUACUCAGCUCAGUUUCGGAUUACUUUGCUGCCAUGUUUACGAAUGAUGUUUGUGAAGCUAAGCAAGAAGAAAUCAAAAUGGAAGGCAUUGAUCCUGGUGCACUUUGGGAUCUCGUUCAGUUCGCAUAUACAGGCUGUUUGGAACUUAAGGAAGAUACAAUUGAAAACCUCCUGGCAGCUGCGUGUCUUCUUCAACUCCCUCAAGUAGUUGAAGUGUGUUGUCAUUUCCUCAUGAAGCUUUUACAUCCAUCCAACUGUUUGGGAAUCCGGGCCUUUGCAGAUGCUCAAGGAUGCACAGAACUUAUGAAGGUGGCUCACAGUUACACCAUGGAGAACAUCAUGGAGGUGAUUAGGAAUCAAGAAUUUUUACUGUUGCCAGCAGAGGAACUGCACAAACUUCUUGCCAGUGAUGAUGUGAAUGUUCCUGAUGAAGAAACCAUUUUCCAUGCCUUAAUGAAGUGGGUCAAAUAUGACCUGCAAAGGAGAUGUAACGACUUGAGUAUGUUACUUGCCUACAUCCGGCUACCGCUUCUUCCACCACAGAUUUUAGCGGACCUAGAAAACCAUGCACUUUUUAAAGAUGAUUUGGAAUGUCAGAAGCUGAUUUUGGAAGCCAUGAAAUACCAUCUUUUGCCAGAAAGACGAACACUUAUGCAAAGUCCAAGAACAAAGCCAAGGAAAUCUACCGUUGGGACCUUGUAUGCUGUUGGAGGAAUGGACAACAAUAAAGCAGGUGCUACAACCAUUGAGAAGUACGAUCUUAGGACCAAUAUAUGGAUCCAGGCUGGAGUAAUGAAUGGAAGAAGGCUACAGUUUGGUGUGGCUGUUAUUGAUGACAAGCUCUUUGUUAUUGGAGGGCGAGAUGGCUUAAAGACAUUAAACACGGUCGAAUGUUAUAAUCCGAAAACAAAGGCUUGGACCGUCUUGCCUCCAAUGUCUACUCACAGACAUGGCUUAGGAGUUACUGUUCUUGAAGGGCCCAUUUAUGCAGUAGGAGGUCAUGAUGGCUGGAGCUAUUUGAAUACAGUCGAGAGGUGGGACCCACAAAGUCAACAGUGGACCUUUGUGGCCAAUAUGUCCAUUGCCAGAAGCACCGUUGGGGUGGCAGCUUUAAAUGGCAAAUUAUACUCAGUUGGUGGCCGAGACGGAAGUUCUUGCUUGAGUUCUAUGGAGUAUUAUGAUCCUCACACCAAUAAAUGGAACAUGUGUGCUCCAAUGUGCAAAAGAAGAGGAGGAGUUGGAGUGGCCACCUGUGAUGGUUUUCUUUAUGCUGUUGGAGGCCAUGAUGCCCCUGCCUCUAACCAUUGCUCCAGACUCUUGGAUUAUGUUGAGAGGUAUGACCCCAAAACUGAUACCUGGACAAUGGUGGCCCCACUGAGUAUGCCUCGUGAUGCUGUUGGCGUCUGCAUCUUGGGUGAUAAAUUAUAUGCCGUGGGUGGCUAUGAUGGACAGACGUACUUAAACACAAUGGAGUCGUAUGAUCCACAGACCAAUGAAUGGACACAGAUGGCAUCUCUAAAUAUUGGAAGAGCUGGGGCCUGCGUUGUAGUCAUAAAGCAAGCAUGACACGCUCUGUAAUGGAUUUUUAUUGACUUCUAAGCAGGAUUUUUCUGCCAAACAAGAAAGAAAAUUUUGUCAAGCAACAAGGUCAACAGAUACCCUCAGCCUUCUGUUGAUCACAACUCACGAACAUUAAAAUGAAGAGAAGGAGAGAAGGAUUCUUUCCUAUCAGUAGAUACUACUUUAGGGUUUAACAAAGGGUGGAAAAAAUCUGUUUUAGCAGCCAAUCUGUGUAUGUGAAAAGGGAAGAAAUUCAGUUACUGACCUAUUGGCUAUUUAAAAGAAGCAAAGCAAAAGACCAAAUUUUCUUACGGAAUGGAUGGUUGUCAUAGCACUAGAUAUUUUAACUCCAUCACAGCACACUGUCACUUUGUAAAACAUAGCUUUUUCUUAAAACAAACAAAAAAAGCUUGUAUUUUAUUUAUUUGCAUUCUUUUUCGCUUAAGGCCUUAUCUUCAAACAUUUUAGCACUUUGUUACUGACACAGACAAUAAUGAGACGGGACAAAAUUCUAGUUUAUUUCCUCCUGAAAUAAAGAACAAAGGCACAGGUCUCUUUCGUUACUGAACGAUUCGACAUUAAAACAUGAUUGUUUUUCCUAAUCAAUGACUGGUCCUUCCAUUAAAGUAAGAGAUGGCUUGGAUGGAAUGGUGUUUCUGAGCAAACCUUCGGACAAUUGGGGUUCAAGGCCAUAAAGGAGAGCCAAAGGAAUACAUCCCCAAAUUUACCCUACUCAAGCAUGUGAAGCCUUCUUUCGUUCAAAGCUUUUGAACUUCUCCUGCAUGUGAGAUGUAUGUAGAAGAUGGGAAAUGGCAGUUUCUUCACCAUGGCAUCAUCUAAGAGACACCAUUGAGCAUUUGCAAGGAAGAGACACAUUGGGACCUAGGCAUGCAGCAAGAGAGAUAACGGUGGUUCUAAUGUCUUUCGUGUUUUCAGAAGCCACAUUUGCUAUGAUGUAGUUCAAUUUAACUUGAAUUAAUCUCUGUUUGCUGCUGCAGAAGACUGAUCCUAAGGGCUAACCCAACUGUUGAAUGGGACAACUAGCCCUCUUGCUUUAAAAAAAAAACCAAAAAACAGAAUGUCACUCAGAGGGAUUGGCUUGUUUAUUUGGAGAAAGAAUGUCUAGGCACGUGGUUAAGAUAAUUCACUUCCAAAUUGCUUUCUCAAUGGCAAAACGUGGACAGAUUGCAGGCAAAAAAAAGACUCAAAGUGGCAAGAAUUAGCACGUGAGAAAGAUUUUUAGAAGCCCAUCUCUCUUCCGAUUGAGUUGAUAGCUUUUUUUUAUAUCUGAUCUUUAAUUUAAUAAUAAUAAAAACUUUGGGGAGCUAUUGCGCAAGGCUGCUGUAUAAUAUCUGUUUUGGCUUUAAGGAAUGAAACAUUCAUAUACAAGAGGAGGGAAGCCCAGAUGUUUUGCCAUGAGGAUGUGUCCUGCCAGCAGAGCAUCUGCUUUGCAUGUAUGAUAAAAAGAUGUCAAUGAGUUAUGUUGCCUUUGUAAAAUUUCUGCUUUGUAUACGAAUGAGAUGCAGAAAUCAUCUUUGUUAAUGGGUGUUAACUCUUGGCUGCAUUAUAUCCUAAGCAUGGUUGAACUUUCUUAUUAAGGUACCAGAAUGAGGUGGAUUUCCACUGCUGCUCGGGGGGAGAAUCUGAUUUCAAGGGUGUUUUCAAUUGGAGCAGGAAUAAAAUUUUGGCGGAUGUGAAGUCCUUUUUUGGCUUGUCUUUCCCCAUCCAGACUAAUUUGCUAAUUAAAUAAAACAUUGGUGUCCAAAUGA
Crotalus tigris (Tiger rattlesnake) is the source of this 4344-nucleotide messenger RNA. RefSeq names its product kelch like family member 1 (gene KLHL1). Gene Ontology annotation, molecular function: protein binding. The coding region runs from base 266 to 2581 and encodes 771 amino acids. Lineage: Eukaryota; Metazoa; Chordata; Lepidosauria; Squamata; Viperidae. The transcript is spliced from 11 exons. The record is from RefSeq and is a predicted model, not a curated record.